Molecule: messenger RNA, 340 nt
Organism: Sinocyclocheilus anshuiensis
Lineage: Eukaryota; Metazoa; Chordata; Actinopteri; Cypriniformes; Cyprinidae
Product: insulin-like growth factor 2 mRNA-binding protein 2
Exons: 3
Cellular component (GO): nucleus
Molecular function (GO): mRNA binding
Source: RefSeq, a predicted model, not a curated record
GCUGUAUGACCUGUCAUUACAAUAUAUAUUGACUUGAACAGACAUUCUCUCUCAAUCCAUUGCACGCGCCGAUAUAUUUGGACGUACAUAUUUUAGUAUAGACCAUGAACAAACUCUAUGUGGGGAAUCUGAGUCCUUCGGUGACCGUGGAGGACCUGAAGCAGCUCUUCGGCGAGAGGAAACUUCCCGUGACCGACCAGGUCCUGCUCAAAUCCGGCUAUGCCUUCGUGGACUUCCCCGACCAGAACUGGGCGAUUAAAGCCAUCGAGACUCUAUCUGGGAAAGUUGAAUUACAUGGGAAAGUGAUCGAGGUCGACUACUCUGUUCCUAAAAAACUAAG